Sinocyclocheilus anshuiensis is the source of this 1669-nucleotide messenger RNA. RefSeq names its product methyltransferase like 25 (gene mettl25). The transcript is spliced from 12 exons. The coding region runs from base 1 to 1545 and encodes 514 amino acids. NCBI's taxonomy places the organism in Eukaryota, Metazoa, Chordata, Actinopteri, Cypriniformes, Cyprinidae. The record is from RefSeq and is a predicted model, not a curated record.
AUGGCCGCACAUUCGGUCGCCCAGUGGCUCAAGAAGGAAAACACCACCUUUGGUUUCUGCAAUGCCUCAAAGAAGUUGGUGGACAUAUCAGCCCUGCUGUGGGCAGCGAAAGCCCACUGUUUACCGGGGCUGGGGGUCUGUAUGCAGCUGGAAGAUCUGAUGCAGAAUCUGAAACUGAUGACGAGAGACAUUAUAGAAGGAGUGUCAUCAGACGAAGUUCUUGGGCCGGAUGAGUUUAUGAACUGUAAGAAGGCCCAUGAGGUGCAGGCAAUGUCUGAGGCUGUGGCUAGUUUGGCCAAAUGCUGUCGAGUCAAACAGGUGAUAGACGUGGGUUCAGGGAAAGGCUAUCUGUGCUCCUAUCUGUCCAUGCGGUUCAACCUGCAAGUGUUCGGGAUCGACUCCUCCAGCACCAACACGCAUGGAGCUCAUGAGAGGAACAGGAAACUGAAGAAGUUUUCCAAAGCCUAUCAGAAACCGGACAGAGCCACAAAGAAACAACCUUUGGACAGUGAGGAUGGGAGUAAACAACACAGCAGAAACUUUAUUACUAAGGAAAAGGAACAUUUUGGGGCUCAAGCGGAAACCAGUGCUUUAUCAAGACAAGUCACCAAUGAUUUAUCCACUUCAGAUAAUGCCGCAGUAUGUUCAUUAGACCCAAAUGAUUCAGAUUCAGGAAGCAGCUUCCUCAGUAUGCUGUCUUUGGACGUCAUAGAGGACGUCUCUCCCCGCGUCCACCCCAGCCAGCUGAGUCUGGAGGACAGGGAGAAGAGGAAGAGAGAGAAUCUGGAGAGGAAAACUCGAGAAGGGAGGGGGAACGACAGCGACGGCAGCCUGUUUUCCCCUCUGACCUCAUAUAUCACUGCAAAAACUGAGCUCAAGACGCUGAUCACAGAGCUGGAGGAUGCAGUUCUGGUUGGCCUGCAUACAUGUGGAGAUUUGGCCCCCAGCACUCUGCGGAUGUUCAGGGCCAAACAGGAGAUGCGCGCCGUUUGCAGUGUGGGCUGCUGCUACCACCUGCUCUCUGAAGAGUUUGAUCAGGACAGACAGGGGUGUGUCGAUGGUGUGUGUGGUUUCCCUAUGAGUCAGUAUCUGAAGGCUCAGGCGUGUUUCUGUGGUCGAAAUGCCAGGAUGUCAGCUUGUCUCGCUCUGGAGAGAGUGUCUGCCGGAGGAGGGCUGCCUAUGGAGUCACUUUUUUAUCGGGCGGUUUUUGAGAAACGUGUUGGGAAUGUGUACUCCAAAGCCUCGUCGUUUGUGGACUAUGUCAGACGAGCACUUAGGAAGCUGGAUCUGGAUGACACCACACUGUCUGACGGUGACAUUCAGAGCUAUCAUGAACUCUACAGUCCCAGAAUGAAUGAGAUGGUGGCUUUUAACAUGUUGAAAGUCACUUUGGCUCCGUGUAUAGAGGGUCUCAUCCUCCUUGACCGACUUUGCUACUUGAAAGAGCAGGACAGUGUGUCUCAUACUGCGCUGGUUCAACUCUUUGACCCCCUCCAGUCCCCUAGAUGUUAUGCAGUUGUUGGUAUAAAGGAAUCUACAGUUUGAAGACCAAAGCUGGUAGCCCUGCUGUUUAGUGUAAUUUUUUUUAAUUUAAUUUUAAUUUAUUAUUUUGAUAUAACUUUUAAUUUUGUUUUUUAAGUCAAAAUUCCAAAUUGUUGCUGAUUUUUCA